This is a messenger RNA of Pelecanus crispus (Dalmatian pelican), 1026 nucleotides long. Lineage: Eukaryota; Metazoa; Chordata; Aves; Pelecaniformes; Pelecanidae. The record is from RefSeq and is a predicted model, not a curated record.
AUGUCCCCAGUGUCCCCUGGGAUGUCCCCAACGUCCCCUGGGACUCCGACAUCCCUGUCCCCAAUGUCCUUGAUCGGAUGGGGCUCGGACAUCCCUGUCCCCAACAUCCUUGUCCCCAAGAACUGGGACAUCCCUGUCCCCAAUGUCCCUAUCCCCAGGAACUGGGACAUCCCUGUCCCCAACGUCCUUGACCGGAUGGGCUGGGACAUCCCUGUCCCCAAUGUCCUUGUCCCCAGGACCUGGGCCAUCCCUGUCCCGAAUGUCCUUGACCGGAUGGGCUGGGACAUCCCUGUCCCCAAUGUCCUUGUCCCCAGGACCUGGGCCAUCCCUGUCCCGAAUGUCCUUGACCGGAUGGGCUGGGACAUCCCUGUCCCCAAUGUCCUUGUCCCCCAGAGGUGGGACAUCCCUGUCCCCAACAUCCCCUGGGGUGGUGACACCCUUGUCCCCAGGAGCUGGGACAUCCCUGUCCCCAACGUCCCUUACAGCUGUGACAUCCUCGCCCCCAACGUCCUUGUCCAGAAGGGCUGGACCAUCCCGGUCUCCAACGUCGCUUGGGGUCGCGAUGGCCCUGUCCCCAAUGUCCCUGUCCCCAAUGUCCCUGUCCCCAAUGUCCCUUCCAGCUGCGACAUCCUUGUCUCCACGGGCUGGGACAUCCCUGUCCCCAACGUCCUUUGGGGUUGUGACAUCCCUGACCUCGACGUCCUUGUCACGUACAACUGGGACAUCCCCGUGCCCCGCGUCGCUUGUGACCGGGACGUCCCUGUCCCCGACGUCCUCGUCCCCGAAGCCUGGGACGUCCUCGUCCCCAAAGUCCCCGGUGUCCUCGUCCGCCGGGGCUGCUGUGACGGUGAUGGUGAUGCCGCUGGCCCAGGGGGUGAUGGUGACGGUGUCCGUGGGGACACCGGUGUCACGCUCCCCCUCGGGGACACCUCCGGCCUGUCCCCAUGCAGGUUCGGGGUCCGUGGUGACGUCCCCAGGGGUGGCCGUCACCUCCCCGGGGAGGGGACGAGGCGGGACGGCGUGUGA